Molecule: messenger RNA, 5906 nt
Organism: Cottoperca gobio
Lineage: Eukaryota; Metazoa; Chordata; Actinopteri; Perciformes; Bovichtidae
Gene: wdr26b
Product: WD repeat domain 26b
Exons: 14
Coding region: 445-2298 (617 amino acids)
Biological process (GO): proteasome-mediated ubiquitin-dependent protein catabolic process
Cellular component (GO): GID complex
Molecular function (GO): protein binding
Source: RefSeq, a predicted model, not a curated record
UGUAGGAAUUUCCGGUUACGUCAGGGCGUAAGGACUCCAUUAGAGCUGCAGCUGUUUUGAGAGAAACAACAACAAAAACGGGCUAACUGACAGCGCUCCCACAGUGACAGUCCGCUCUGAGCCCGACAACGAGGCCUCAAAUCUGGAAGCUUAACCUUCAUUUCCCACCCGGAGCUCCGCCGGCUUCUAACCACGGCCGCUCUCGGUGAGGAAACUCUGGCCUCCGCUUCCUCCUCCUCCGACUCGGACACCGGCGGAGCGUCGCCGCCCCCGCGGAAGAAGCACCGAGCCUCGGCGGCGGAGGGAGCAGGAGAGUCCGGGGCUUCAGCAGUUGUAACAGGCCUUUCUGGAAUUGUCUUAGGACUUGCGACUCACUCUCCACACUCUCAAGCCACCUCAGCCAUCCACUUUAACCGAAGUGUUGUCAACGACCUCAGCAGCAGUAUGCAGGCAAACGGGGCAGGACAGGGACAAGAAUCUUCAGAUCUUUCCUGCCUUAACAGCGCACAAAACGGGGAGUCAUCCUCGGCUGGCGGAACCCACUCCAAUGGGCUCCUCUCCAGCACAGACAACGGGAAUAGUGUUGGUACCAGUAACGGGUCUUCAACCGGGCCCGGUUCGGGGACUUCGGCUGCCUCUACGGCUUCGGGCUCUGAGGUUGGCUCUCUGAAAAAGAAAAAACGACUAUCGCAGGCGGAGGAAGAUGUCAUACGAUUAAUAGGGCAACAUCUCCACGGACUAGGGCUAAAUCAGACAGUGGACCUGCUGAUGCAGGAAUCAGGCUGCAGACUGGAACACUCCUCAGCUACCAAGUUCCGCAACCAUGUCAUGGAGGGGGAGUGGGACAAGGCUGAGAAUGAUCUCAAUGAGCUGAGAGCACUGAUGCAUUCUCCCAAUGCCAUUGUGCGUAUGAAGUUCCUGCUGCUGCAGCAGAAGUACCUAGAAUAUCUGGAAGAUGGCAAAGUCCUGGAGGCUCUGCAGGUGCUCCGGGGAGAGCUCACGCCACUCAAGUACAACACAGAUCGCAUCCAUGUACUCAGCGGGUACCUCAUGUGUAGCCAUGCUGAGGACCUGAAGGCCAAGGCAGAGUGGGAGGGCAAGGGCACGGCCUCCCGCUGCAGACUGCUGGACAAAUUACAGACGUACCUGCCACCUUCUGUGAUGCUGCCCCCUCGGCGCAUGCAGACCCUGCUGCGGCAAGCAGUGGAGCUGCAGAGGGACCGCUGCCUCUAUCACAACACCAAGCUGGACAGCAGUCUGGACUCGGUCUCUCUCCUCCUCGAUCAUGUCUGCAGCAGGUCGGUACUGCAUAGCCCUCACUGGAAGCAGUUCCCUUGUUACACCCAACAGAUUCUGACAGAGCACUGUAACGAGGUGUGGUUCUGCAAAUUCUCAAACGACGGCACCAAACUAGCCACGGGCUCCAAAGACACUACGGUCAUAAUUUGGCAAGUGGACCCGGAGAGCCACCAGUUGAAGCUGCUGCGAACCCUGGAGGGUCAUGCAUACGGCGUCUCUUACUUAGCCUGGAGUCCCGAUGACACCUACCUGAUCGCCUGUGGACCCGACGACUGCUCUGAGCUGUGGCUCUGGAACGUUCAGACGGGGGAGCUGCGGACCAAAAUGUCCCAGUCCCAUGAAGACAGUCUGACCAGUGUGGCAUGGAACCCAGACGGCAAACGCUUUGUCACCGGAGGGCAGAGGGGACAGUUUUAUCAGUGUGACCUGGACGGUAACUUGUUGGACUCCUGGGAGGGCGUGAGAGUGCAGUGCUUGUGGUGCCUGGGCGAUGGCAGAGCAGUGCUGGCCUCGGACACACACCAACGUAUCCGGGGGUACAACUUUGAGGACCUUACGGACAGAAACAUAGUUCAGGAGGACCACCCUAUCAUGUCUUUUACUGUUUCAAAGAAUGGAAGAUUAGCUUUGUUAAAUGUAGCAACUCAGGGAGUGCACCUGUGGGACCUUCAGGACCGGGUGCUGGUGAGGAAAUACCAAGGUGUGACCCAGGGCUUCUACACAAUCCACUCCUGCUUUGGAGGACACAACGAAGACUUCAUUGCCAGUGGCAGCGAAGACCACAAAGUGUACAUCUGGCACCGGCGUGGUGAACUUCCCAUUGCUGAGCUAACAGGCCACACGCGCACUGUUAACUGUGUGAGCUGGAACCCGGCCAUCCCAGGACUCUUGGCUUCCGCCUCCGAUGACGGCACAGUGCGAGUCUGGGGUCCUGCACCCUUCCUCGACUCACAAGAGGCGGACGGACUCAACGAAAACUGCAGUAACAUGGACAGUUGAUGGUCACUUACGGAGCAGAUGACAUCUCUCUUUAACAACAAUCCAAGAACCCAACAAUAAAACAAAAAUCGAAACGGGCAAAUCAAAUCCAACACCAACCGAAAGCAAGACAAGAAUAACAAACGAAAAAAAAACACCCAAGACAAAAAGAGAAAACAAAAGUGAGAAAAAUGUGUCUCCUGACUGGCCUAGACAAAAACGGUGGAGGUGAUGAUGGAAAAUUCAGGUCCUCAUCCAAAAACCUGAUCCUGACCCAGAGGAAAAAACCAGCGGGGAUUCAACGAGCUGUGACGGCUGUUCUCCUCCUCCAACCGACCCCUUCUUCCCCCCAUCUCGCCGCAUGGUCACCAGCCAUGCCAGGUCCUCGCAGUGUUUUCCAGUAAACCCACCUUCAGUUUGAGCUUGGAGCACAUCAAGUCCCCCGUGAUGCCUCCAGACAGACACCGCAGACCAGCCGUCUAUCAUUGGACUAGAUCUGUCUGCCUGUUUUGUCUCUCACAUUACCUGUAUAAUGUCUCCAUCGAUAUGGGUGGGGUGUUGUUGGGGGAAGUUGGUGCAUAAGGGGGAUAUAGCAACUCUUCUGUAUGUAUGUUUUCCUCUUCCCCACUCUCUUGCUAUAUUCUUCGUAUUUCGAUCCGUUGGACAAAGGCUGAAAAUCCAUCAUAAAAAACAUUUGACCGACCAGCUGACAAAGAACACAGACAAAAAAAAAAGGCUAUGCUAAAUGUUGGAAUUUUUUUAUAAUAGUCAUAGCGUAAUUCUCAUUUAAGAGGUGAAUCUUAGCUCAAGUAGUGCCCGUGGAAAAGCUUCAGCGUGAAGAUUCCACUUUGUGUUUCUCGACUUUAGGAAAAACAAACUUUUUAUUCCUUAAUUUAACUUCUAACAAGGACAGUCGCUGUAAUGUUUUCAGCUGACAGCCCACCCCUCCCCCCAAACCCCUCCUCUGUCGAGCUAGCUACCGCACAACUCUAUAACAUCUGCCCAUGAGGAGAUGGACCGAGGGAUUCACAGGUCACAUAUCAACGGUGAGGGGGUCAGACUGGUGGUGAGGUGGGGUUUCCACUGUCAGGACACAUACUAUGACCUUUUCUCAAAAGACACGCUUUCACAUGUGAAAGAGUUCAAGUGCAACUCGGAUUGCACGCCGGUGACUGCUGUCCCUCCUCUGUGUGUGAGUGUGUAUGUGUAUGUGAGAGUGAGUGAGAGCGAUUAUGCAUGCACACAUUAGUGUAAGAGUUGACAUUUGUGGGUGCAGGUUGUAAUUGCCGCGUGUUUUUUGUACAUGUGUUCAAUUCACACCAGCAGAAGAUUCACCCCCUCUCCGCCUCCUCUCCCCAAUGCUCCUAAUCCCAUAGUAAAAUUGUAAAGAGGAUUUUAAAAUUCUAAGUUAUCCAAAGCCCCAUAGGGACCUCUAUCUGUGGAACAAAGAAUACUUGAGAGCCAUUUUGUAAAGAAAAAAGAAAAAAAACUUUUCUUUAAUCUGGGGCUUUAAUUUUUUACAUUAGAAUUUUUUUUCUCCUUACCGCGUGGCAUUCGAACAGCACUGAGUUAUUGGCAAUGGAUCGUCUGCGGGGAUAAGAGAAAAAAAGGACAUUUAAAUAGAGCAAUUUGAGCGAGGCAUGUUUAAAAAAAGCAAAAAAAAAAAAAAAGCUGUAAAACUGUCGUGUUGUUAGCAAAGGGUCAUUUCAUAUGAGAAGUUUAAUGAUUGUUAAAUAUUGAGCGAGUAGUUAGCGCGGCCCUAGAGAGAAGAGGCACCAAUAACCAGAACCACUCUCUGAGCAUACAGUGAUGGGGAGUGCUGUUGCAAUCUUAAUUUAACACACACACAACUGCCUUCCUGUUCAUACAGUUGCACACAAACCUUCAGUAUGUAUGAAACCCCCCCCCCCCCCCCCCCCCCAACCACUGUACUUUGAGUGGUCUUUUUUUUGCUCACUCACACCUACUGCAAUGGCAUAAAUCCAUAAGCUUCUCAGAGCCUUAUGGUCGCCACACUUGCCGCUCUGAUGGUUUAUAAGGUUGCAUUGGCAAAGACUCUAAACCUAACGGGAGAUCGCUAAAGGAUUUGAACCCUCACUCUGCCUCUAUGCACCCAAAAGCAGUGACUGAUCAUCUUGUAGACAUUAUAAAGCAGAAACCUCGCACGUAUAAGGCAUAGCAGCCUCAUCUCGAGGGUACCACUCUUGGAGUUUCAGAGAAAAUUCAGCAUUACAACCCCCUCCCUCCCUGCGCUCCAGCCAAGUUAUUCAGUGGUCCGUGCACCAUUCAAAGCUUUCUUCCUCCCUUUUUCAGGGUAUGUAAUGACUAUUUGCUACAGACUGAUAUACAGUAAAACAUGUUUAAAAUCAGUGCUUUUCUGUCUGUUUUUAUUGAACUUUUUUGUUACUUAAAUUUUUUGUUCACAUUAUAUCAUUUUUUUUGGUUGACCUCUAUCCCUGUAUGAUCAUAUUAAAAUAUAACCAGACAUUUGGAGUCCUCAUUUCUUUUGUAGUCUUUAUAACCACGCCCCCCCCACCCACCUGUUAUCUUUCUUUUAUAUAUAUUUUGUUUGUUUCUUUGUAUUCAGUUGCAUUUUUAUCUACCACUACUAUUACAAAUGAAUAUGCACAGUAACACCCAUGCCAGCUACAGUUGGAAGAGUUUUUAUUAGGAAGUGUGUUACCUACAAUCAAAUCAGGUUUGAACUUAUCCACCCCUCGCCUUUUAAAAGAGUUUCCUUCAUGUGAAAAUCUACUUUAUCGCAUGUCUGUGUAAUUAAGCAAAAUCUCUCUCUUGGUGUGCCAUUGUUGAUUGACCUGACCCUCAUCGAAGCCAAAUCACUCGCGGCACACUGGUGUUUUCUGUAGGUUAUGUGUGUCACGCUCUGAUAUUCACACUUUAGAAACCUAUCUCUACUCCUGGACUGCAGAAUGGACUCUUCUUCCACACACAAUAUUAUUUCAGAAGACUUGAGGCAAAUCGCACACACUAAAGCCCAACAAGAGUUUCAGUAAAGCCCAUCAUUCACCUGCUGGUGACAAAUGCUAUGUCUGUAUGCAACCUGGUGUUUACUCUUCUUUUGUCUGAGUUUACAAAAAGAGUUGUUUCUGAUUUUAACUAUGUCUUAUUUCAGGUGGUGGGGAGGGGCCGGGUGGGGGAUACUAAGGGCUUACUGUAGCAUCUCUAAGUUCCUUGGCGGGAAGGGGUGAUGUGUGGCUUUGCGUUCAAUGUGUUAUUUACAAAAGUGAUUGUACUGUUUUGUAUUGUUGUGUAGGAAAAGUGUCAUGUAUGCAUAUUUUCAAUAAAGCAUUCAGGGUUUUAAAAAAAAAUAAAAAGGCCCUUGGAAAUUUGAUGGGGUAAGAAAUUGUGUAGACCCCUAAAACAAAGUUUCAGAUACCCAGAAAACCCUUCUCUCCCACCCCUUAAACGCAGAAAGAGGACCCUGAAUCACUGCUUUUGGCAAAGCAUGUGUCCAAGGGUCUCUGGAAAACAAUGGGUUUAAACGUUAUCAUUUAUUUCUAAAUGUCUUUAAAGCUAUUUUGGGGCCAGCAUGUCUGGUAAGAGGCUAUCUUCGAUGCGAUUAGGAAUAAUGACAACAAUUGCCAAUAAAGUGACGUUAUUUUGACUAA